GUGAUAACAUCGUCAUAGAGAAGGUAUGACGACCGGGUGAACGUUUGAAAAGUAUUAGUACGCUUUGGUUGUUGAUUCGUGUAAAGAGUAAUCGAUCUUUUUUUUUUGCUGCUCAAGUGCCGGUCAAAGGUGCCGAAUUCGUGAAAAUUACGUGUAUUUUCUCGACUCUGCCAGCCGAUUUAAUGAUCGCGAGUGAAUGAAUUUAUAUUGUGAUGCGCUUUAAUUCGAACAUGCUGUCGGAGUUGACUGUGAAAAUGUGAUUAUAAAAAUAGAUUCUGGUUCGUGUGUGUGUCUGAUUCAUCUUCCCUUAUGUACUUGUUGUUUGUUACUUCUUGAUAAUCAAAAAACGUGCAUGCUUCUUGGGUUUACCUUCGACGUGCUACGGUGAUGUGUUUUAUGCGGUACGAUCCCCGGAAAAGGAUUUCGUAUUGGAAGAAAAUCGCCGAAAAUGUGAUCGAGUAGAGUUAAAUGAGUAAUUCCAUACCUUAGUGCCAUAAAUUAGCUUCGCGUUAAUUCGCCUUGAUUUCUUCGUGUGGUGCCAUUUAUUCGGAGGGUCGCGAAUGCAACAUGUCAUGAGCGAUGAAGAUAAAAUCACUGAUGCAGAUACCGGAGACGCUGACCCGAUCGGAGUCCAUGCUCAAACGACGCUACAUCCAUCAUCAGGCGACGAUCAUUCGAUCGUAGAAAUAUUGAAAAAAUAUGAUCGAGUUUUUCUACGUAAAUAUUACGAUGUGGUUUCGUCUUCAUCGUUGUCAAACAACGAUGGCGAAAUCGAAACUUCCAACGACCCCCAUGACGAUCGUGUUCUAGAAGGAUGCGGUGAACUGUCCAAAUGUAUGUAUCAUGUGAGAAAAUGCGACAAACAAUGCGUCGAAUUACGAAUGAUAGUACCGGAACUGAACCGAAUUCUAUGCAGCAACAGAGUGAGCCAAAUGACCAAAACUUACAAUGAUAUCGAAGCGGUAACACGGUUACUCGAAGAAAAAGAGAAAGAUAUCGAAUUGACAGCUCGUAUCGGUAAAGAACUUUUAAGCAAUAAUCAAAAACUCGAGAACACCGUUGCGAAUCUUGAAAGUGAAUUAAAAACUGCUAAUGAAAAAAUAACCCAGCUACAACACGAAUUAUUGAAGAAAACUGAACUCAUACAGAUUUUAACCAAUGACGUCGAAGAAUCCGCAUCUGAACCUGAAACUCCAACGGGUCACAUUAACUUUGACGUUUUGCAAAGACGUAUCGGUAAAUUGGAAGAGGAAAAUAUCCAGUUACGAAAUGAAGCGAGCUUUCUUGCCGAACAGACUGAUGAAGUCGAGCAACAAGAACAAAGAUUGGUUUCAGAUUUCGCAUCGCAAUUGGCUACCACUCGAUCUGAUCUCAGCUCCAUUACCGAAGAAGCUGAACGACUUAGAGAGGAGUGUCGAGUUUUCAAAAGACUCUCCGAUAAUCUUACGGAUAAAUUACAGACGACCGAACAAAAAUUAUCUAAGUCGAAGAGUGAAAACGAAGAGUUGACAGCAUUACUGGUGGUGACUCGAGACACCCAAAAUGAACUAGCUAACGAACUAGCCGAGCUGAAAGAUCGGUAUGCCGAAGUGAUGGGCUUACUUCAGGAAACUCAAGAAGCAUUGAAGAAACAUAAUAAAAAAGGUGUACCUACGGUGAGAGGCGGUGGACUGUUCUCCUCGUUGCAAACGUCGUCUUUGAUGUCGUCACAUCACCCUGACUCGUUAGGUACAGAACUGGAAUGCUCGCUGUUCUCUGAAUUGAGCUUAGACUCCGGUAUAAGUUCUGAUAGAGUGCCUUAUUAUAAAAAAGUAUUCGACACGGUGCGUACUGCUUCAAAAAGCAGUAGCAUGGGUAGUGCUAGCCCUACACAACAGAACAGUUACCAUAGUCAAGUAUCGUACGACUCUGCCUCGUCGGUGGUAUCUUAUGAAGUUAAUAAGAGAGAUCGGAAAUCGUAUACUGCUUCGUCUAGUCAUCGAAUAUCCUACCUAUCUGAUGAUUACGUCAUGAGUGACUCGGAAUGCUCGGACGAUUCAGCUUAUCCAGGUGGCCCUAAAGAAGGAAUACCCGGUGCUCCUGGUUCAGCUGAUUUGGCCGAAGCAUUACGUAGACUUACACCUGCGGCUGUCUAUGCCAGAAGAAUGGCCUUAAGUUCCGGUACUUUUGGAGGAGACGCUUUCGAUUUGGAAUGUCGUACUCCAGAUUCCAUCAUGUCGACGAGCAGUUAUUCCGGUGGUGCAUUUAACGCUCAUUGGAAAUUACCAGAUAAACUACAGAUCGUGAAACCAAUCGAAGGCUCGCAAACAUUACAUCACUGGAGUCAGCUGGCGACUCCUUCUUUGGGCGGACUAUUAGACGAAAGACCCGGUAUUAAAACCAGAGGAUGUGCAGAGCUCGAAGAUCUUGGACUGCAUAUUUAUUCAUUGACGGAUGUAGAAGAAGACGAAGAAAUAAUACACCCCGGUAAAAGUUUCCAAGUAUCUGGACACGUGUACACAGCCACCAAUAGCACAGUCAUGCAUCUAGAUGAUGGUACUAGCUUAACGUCGAGCAUACAAGGAAGUCGUAUGAGCACUGUGAGCAACAGUCGAGCCAGUACACGAGCCAGUACAGUACCCGGUACACCGCUCAGAUCGAGACGCAAUUCCACGUGUACAUUUUCAGUUACCUUAGGCUUAGCUAAAUUACUAAACGAACGAGGUAUAACCGCAGCAACACCUUCGACCCUGGUUACCCCUUCGUUUACACCCACCGCCACCCCAUGUAACAGCCCCGAGGGCGGAUCACCUCAAUCGACUCCAUCUCAUUCGCGUUCAGUUUCGCCUUCAGUGGCUCCUUUUUCAAGCGCUUUUGGACUUCCAGGAUUUUUGGUAUCUAGCGGCGCAGAAUAUCUGCGUAAAACGCUAACUGGCGGAUUAGUGGAACCGGUUACGCAUAUGUCGCGAUCCAAAGACCUACGUAGCGAUACCACCGUAUCCAAGUUGGACAAAAAGGGACUAACUGGAAUUCGCUUAGUAGAAACAGUGGAAAAAAUCGGCCUCGAGACGUUAAUCUCGCCUCAAUCCAGCGACUCCAGCGAAAUAGGCGCAAUACCUACGAACGAAUCGAGAAAAGUGGUCACCAAACCAGGCUCGUCGAGGAAUCGACAUUCACUCAGCGAUACAAAAUCCAAAUCUAAACGUAGCGCCAGAGCUAUGCGUCCGGAUCUGGGUACAGUACUAGGUUCAGUACCGACUCCUCCAGUAACCAAAGAAAACACACCCUCGCAAUCAAGCUCCACAUUGGGUACUCUUAGUUCGUUGUUAUUCGGCAGAAAAGGCGGCCUGUUGUGAGCUAAUUCACGUACAAUGACGUCUUUUAUAGUAUAAAUUUACUUAGUCGUGCUGUGAAAUUAUAUAACAGAAUUUUUAUUUAUUUUUAAAGCUUACAUAUGAUUUUUCUUUUUUUUUUCUUCUUUUUGUAAUGCCUGUUUCGUCUAAUUUUUUUUAUUAUUUCAUUUUCCCCCUUUAUUUAUCCACCUCACUUUUCAUGUCCCCUGCCCCGGUCCCCCAAUUGCUUGAAUCUCCGUUUGCAACGUGAAAGAAAUUUUGUAAAUUUCUGUUACAUUUUGGAUCUUUCGUGAUCUAAACGUGUGUGGGUAAUUUGAACGUGAUUUUUUUUUCUUUUUUAAAUUUUUUUUUCUUUCUGUUACCGUCGUUGUAUUUGUUUGAUUGUUGUCGAUGUUAUGAUUACUUACGAUUCGUUUUUAUAGAAUAUUAGUUUCUCGUUCAGAGGUACUCAGUAUUUUCGCCCUUUUCGCUAGAAUCGUGGAAUACCUGCUUUUCAGCAGACGCCAUUAAAAAUGCGAAAUCAGCAGUGAGAUCGCAGCAUUUACUUUUUGUUAUACCGUGUAUUUAGAAUUUAAUUAAUAACGUUACGACGAACAAUCAGCUUUUGGCAACGGUACCGUGUAGUAUUCAUAAAAUCCAUCCGAUUGUAUUGGAAAGAAAUUAAUCGUUUUAUCCCGGUCGAUGUUUUAAAAGUUUUAAUUCAUUCGUUUUAUUUUGUUACGUAUUUUUCCCCCUAUUAUUUUUUUAUAAACUUUUUUGUAGUGUUAUCAUCGUUGUUAGUAAGUUAACUUUUUUAUAUUCAUUUUUUUUGUGUGUGUCUUUUCAAUGAGAUUUGUCGAGUGGGUCAUUUCAACGCUGCAUCACAAAAGUAUACUCAAAAUCCUAAGUUUAUUAUUCGUAUUGGGAAUUUUUCAAUUUUCGAAAUACGAUAAUCAAACAGCAUUCGUAUUUGUGAUAAUUUAACGCCUUUUAUGGUUUAUAUUUCCACGACGAUAACCGAUCCUUUUUAAAUUUGAAGGAUUCGUAGUUGUCGUUUAGUGGAAUUUGGCGCGUUAGCUCAGCUGUAGUCCAUUUUAGCUUAUUCCUGCCUACCAAAGUUUUAAAUUUUUAAAGUAUAAUUUCCUUUUGUGAUAUUACUUCUCCAAAUUCAACACGAGCAUUACAUCGAAGACUGUGUGAUUGGAAAACAUUCCAUAUAAGAAAAGUGCGCGCUAAAUUGUGAUAUUAUAGGAAUGUACGUAAGUAAACUGUUCUUUUUUAUGAAACGCAACAAUAUCGAGGAAAUUUUGCUUUUUGAAAUCUCAUUUGUAAAAAUUUGUAAUUUAAUGAAGAAAGAAAAAACGUGCCUAAGCGAUGCAAAUGUGUAAAAAAAAAAAACGUGCUCAAAUGUGGCAAAAACUAGUUUAUUUUAGUAGUACUGUAAAAGUCUGUUAAAUAUAGCGUUUCCUUGCCUUUAUUAGCAUUCUGACGUUUAGUUAAAUUGCAAGUUUUAUUGUAUACUACGACUUUUUUUUCCCUUUUUUUUUUUAGUUUAUUAAGAUAUUAUACCGUAAGGAAUUCCGAAGGUUGAUGUAAGUUCCAAUUCCAUUUCAAUCGUUUUAUUAUCAUCUUUCCUUAAUUAGAAAAAUGGCGUUGUUGUUUUAAAAGAUGUGUUAUUAUUAAGGUUUUAAUUCUGUUCGAUUUUGUUUUAAAAAUCGAGCUAGAAUGAGGAAUUCUGCGUAAAAGGUAACAAUACUUUUGUAGUUUUUUUUGCGCAAAAUGUUUUAAAAAACGGAGACUGUUACUUAGUAUUGCAGUUACGAAUUAUAAGCGAAAUAAAGUAAUUUUUCGAUAA
Messenger RNA from Planococcus citri (citrus mealybug), 5166 nucleotides. RefSeq names its product trafficking kinesin-binding protein milt (gene milt). The record is from RefSeq and is a predicted model, not a curated record. Gene Ontology annotation, cellular component: cytoplasmic vesicle; mitochondrion. Gene Ontology annotation, molecular function: myosin binding. Lineage: Eukaryota; Metazoa; Arthropoda; Insecta; Hemiptera; Pseudococcidae. The coding region runs from base 561 to 3335 and encodes 924 amino acids. The transcript is spliced from 12 exons. Gene Ontology annotation, biological process: mitochondrion distribution; protein targeting; vesicle transport along microtubule.